AUGGCUAUUGGAGGCGGAAUGUCGUGCGUGAAAUAUCUUCUGUUUUUCUUCAAUCUUUUAUUUGCGGUUACUGGAUUAAUAAUUUUCAUAGCUGGCAUCAAGGCUGAGAUCAAUGCAUUGCCUUACACGGACUUCACAAACUCAAACUUCUACACAUCGGCUCCAAUUGUACUGAUCAUUGUUGGAGUAAUUGUGUUUAUUGUUGCAUUCUUCGGUUGCUGUGGUGCUGUUAAAGAAAACCACUGCAUGAUAAUAACGUUCUCUGUAUUCCUCUUGAUCAUCUUCGUGGCUGAGUUGGCUGUCGGUAUUGCAGGCUACGUAAAGCAUCAAGACCUAGAAAACUCUAUAAUGGAAGUGCUGAACAAGACCAUGAAGGAGUACCCGACCAAUAAGGACGUUGCCAAGAGCUUUGACAUUCUUCAGACUGAUUUACAAUGCUGCGGUAUCAACAGCCCUAAGGACUGGGCGGCCAACAACAUGUCGCUGCCUGCUACCUGCUGCGCUGGCCAAGAAAUCUCAGGCGGCGUACCGGCGCCCUGCACUGAACAAUCAGAACAUUUCCACACAAAAGGCUGCCUGCCCCUGCUGGUUGCGUAUUUUAAGAGUAUUACUAUGGUGCUCGGCGGUGUGGGAUUAGGAGUUGCUAUCGUCCAGCUCCUGGGUGUAAUAUUCGCAUGCUGUCUCGCACGCUCCAUACGCAGCCAGUACGAAACUGUUUAA
Arctia plantaginis is the source of this 720-nucleotide messenger RNA. The record is from the annotation of a GenBank genome assembly. Lineage: Eukaryota; Metazoa; Arthropoda; Insecta; Lepidoptera; Erebidae.